UCAACGAAUUUGUAAUUGGUUUCGUUUUGAGUUAAGUUUUAUUAUAAUUGUAGUAUCUUUUGCAUAGUAUGAUUCUUUAAUAUGUACUGCAUUGCUUUUUAAAAUAACAUUUGAUUGUUUAUUAACUGAUUUUACUAGUAUACAAGUCCAGAUUUAUUUACAAUUUAAGAUUUAUCGCAAAUAAGUAUUUCUGUAUAUUUUAACCGUUUUAAUUGAAGAUAACUCAACGUUGGUUCUCCAUGAAGAGAGUGCGAUUUGAAUCACCGUUGAAGGAUAUAAAUAGGAAUAUUAUGAUUAACGACAGUGAAUCUCAUUCACCACGACAGUUUAUAGGGAAGCAAAUAAAUUCAGCUCCAACUCUGGACCAUCCCGGAUAUGGACGGGUAUUGUCCUAUUCGACUGACCCUGUGCGAAGAUAUGAAUAUGGGAAUAGUUCACCUUAUCCAACAUUAGAAAAAUCAUAUGCACCGAAAUUUUCAGCAAUAGCUCAUCCAAAAUUACCAUCAAAUGAUCUCGAUUUGAGCAUGUUAGAUAUUUCCAAUGUGGCGCCACAUAAACACAAUUUUUCUUCAAUUGCUAAGAAAUGUGACGAAGUAUCAGAGAAUUGCCAGAAAAGGUCGACAACUGCAAGAGAAAAUAAUAAAUAUUCAAAUGGAACCAUUAGUGAAAAUGAUUUUUUCUUAAGAAAGGAAAACCUUAAAACAAUUGGUGCCCUAAGUUCUAUUGGUGAUAUUAGAAAGCUGACUCUAGAUAAAGAAAAUAAUCCUAUCAUAAGAAAACAAGAGCUUGCUCAACUUGGACAUUUAAGUCAUCUAAACAAUGCUUUUAAUUAUCAUCAAGAAACACUUAAAACCAGUGAAUCAUUGCAUGAAUAUUGUAAAUGUCAUCACUGUAGUUCAACAAGUACUCCAUAUAAUGAACAACAGUGCUUAGUACCGUCAUUGAAACUCACUCCAAUAAUAAAUGAACAACAAUGCUGUUGUAUGAUACAGAAAUCAAGAAUGUGUCCACAUCAUUUAAAUGCAAGCCCUAUUAAAGUCCCGUGUCAAUGUCAAGUACAAAACCCUAAAUCUAGCCCUAUAAAUGCUAUAGAUAAAAAGACAUGGGCUAUAGAAAAGUAUGAGAAUAAAAAAUCAGAUAACACUGAAGUUGUAGGACAAAACACCGUCACAAAGGAGAGAAGAGAACCAACCGUUGCAGAUUUGUUCAAAAUAAUAAAAUUACAGAACGAACAGUUACAGUUGUUGCAAGAAAAAGUUGAUAAAUUUAUAGAGAAUAGUAAUAAAAAAGAAGUUGAUAGUAGGCUACCUAUUCAAAAUGGUGUUGACAAUUUUACAGUACAAGCUGUUGGUAAUCAUCAACAUAAAAUGUCAAUAGGUGUAAUGACUAGUUUUGAAAUGGUUUGUACAUCAACUGUCAUCAAUAAAGAAGUUAUAAAAAAAUGUGAGGCACAGAUACAGUGUAAUAGAUCACAAAUCAGCAUUAAAGAAGUUUCCAAAGCACAGCCGGUCAACAUAAAUUUUUUAGAAGGGAUACAAAAGAAUGGGGAAUCUGAACCAGAGAUUGUUAAUGAUAUGAUAAGAAAUACUAAUAUUGAUGACAAAACAUUGAAUGAAUUAAGUUUAUAUAAUCUACAUGUUGACAAUGCAACUACACCCCUUAUGUCUCCUGAUCAAACUCUAUAUUUGGAUGUAAAAGAUUACAGCGAUUCUGAUUCUGGAAGUGAUGAUCCAUCAAAUGUGGGUUGGACAUAUUAUAAUAAAGUUAUGACUCAUGUGAACGGUAUUCUGCAUGAAUCUGAUAUGCCUUCAUCAGCCAGUGCUAUGUACAGGAACACAAGGCAGAAGUGCUUAAUGCAAAUUGACAAAACAAAUGUUAGUGUUACUAAAAGGGUGACAUUUGGACAGAAUCCUGUUGAAAUUCCACAAGCACCUACUACAACAACAGAUACAAGCUUAAAAAUGAACCAGCUUGCUGCAAAAUAUUUGAAGACCAACCAGGAUGGCCUCGCAUUAACAAAUGUGCCAGCCCAACCAACUGACUUGUCAUUUGCUACGAAGAACUACAUGGAGAGACAUAAGAUUCUGCAAGGUAAAACUGCUGCGCCACAAAAAGUGCAACAAGACAUGCCAAAAUUUUUAGAUAUUACAGUUUUAAAACAGCAACCGAAGUUCCUAUGACUUUAAUAUUUUUUUUUUGAUAUUGUGUAUUAAUUUAUAAUUACCAAAACAUGUAAUUUGUAAUUAAUAUUUUAUUUUAAUGAAUUUUUGAUUAUGACUGCUAUAUUAGUAACUAUGUUUGUAAGUAUGUGACAUAAGACAUUCUUAUUGAAUUAAAACAAUUUAUUUAAACAGACAGGAUUUUAUUCAAACAUCAUUGAAAAUAACAAUUAAAUUCUAUAAUAACCAACCAUAUACAACAUAUUAUGGAAUACUUUUCUUAUGACUAAACACUUCUCAAUAAUCUACGAAACAAUUAAGUCUAUGUCAUAGGCAUUUGUGUUUUGUGGUGGUGGUUAUGAGAUUGUGCCAUUAUCUUAUAGUAAUUCUUUUUAUAAAUAUAACAUGAAUAUUUCAUGAAUAAUGUAUAGUACUUUUCGUAAUAAUGUAUUUAACACAUUUUUUUUCGAAUCGAAACCCCAGUGGGACCAUAGACCGAACAGACUUCCACAAGAUCCGCGGGGCUUACCUUAUAAAUAAAUAUAUGUACUUAUCCACUAAUCUUUAAGGAAAGUUUAUUUUUUUCGUCAUAAGUGGAUAGACACUUGUGACGUUGGCAACACUGUAUGGAGAUACAGUGUGCAAGCAAGCAAGCACACACGAAGGUGUAUGCUUGGUGGAAGCAUUAAUUCAGUAUGGUUUGGAAAUAAA
Molecule: messenger RNA, 2870 nt
Organism: Leptidea sinapis
Lineage: Eukaryota; Metazoa; Arthropoda; Insecta; Lepidoptera; Pieridae
Exons: 5
Coding region: 240-2180 (646 amino acids)
Source: RefSeq, a predicted model, not a curated record